Messenger RNA from Entrophospora candida, 450 nucleotides. The record is from the annotation of a GenBank genome assembly. NCBI's taxonomy places the organism in Eukaryota, Fungi, Glomeromycota, Glomeromycetes, Entrophosporales, Entrophosporaceae.
UUACUGAAUGACGUUGAGGAUAAUAACAAUCACGAAAUUCCAAUUACAAUCACUUCCAACUCACCUACUACGCCUACUACACUAAUAUCUACUAAUACACCUUCUACACCUUCUACACCUACUGCCACAUCUGCUACACCUAUUGCUACACAUACUACAUCUACUGCUAUACCUACUACACUAAUAUCUACUAAUACACCUGUUAUACAUACUACACUAAUAUCUACUGCUACACCUACUAUGUUAAUAUCUACUACUACACCUACUACACCAUUAGAAGAUGAAGAUGAAAGAUAUUCGGUGUUAUUAGAUGAUGAUUUAGUAAUAGUUGAAGAAUUACAGGGACCAUGGGCUUCGCGUGAAUACACAGUUUUAUUAGAUUUUAUGUUUAGAAAAAAUUUAAAUUGUAGAUAUCUAAGAAGAACAAAAAAAAUUACAUCGUUCACAUGA